Messenger RNA from Emiliania huxleyi CCMP1516, 1344 nucleotides. RefSeq lists its product as hypothetical. Bases 1 to 1344 code for a protein of 447 amino acids. Lineage: Eukaryota; Haptophyta; Isochrysidales; Noelaerhabdaceae. The transcript has 6 exons. The record is from RefSeq and is a predicted model, not a curated record.
AUGGUGUGCGUGGCCGCUGGCGCGAGGCUUCGCCGACACAUUCGGAGCAAGCUCAGCAAUCGUGUGCUCGUGCCUCUGAGCGGCAGCUGUUAUGCCGGCACUGCGAGGGGACGACGCAUUCGGAGCAAGCUCAGCAACAGCAGCGUGCUUGUGUCUCAGAGCGGCGGCCCUUCUGCUGUUGGUGAUUUGCCUCACCUUGUUGGGCGUCAGCGCUGGAGCGAUCGCGAUAAGCAAUGCGGGCAUUGUAGACCAAAAUUCUUCUUCUUCGUGCCAGACGCUGCCGCGCGGGUCGCUGCGCUCGAGUCUGAGCUGGAGGCGACUCUCGAGGCGGCGGUGCGCCGGGAGGCGCUCAACGCCCAGACCAUCAAGCGGGAGGCCCUCAACGGCGCCGGCGCGCUCGAGGCGCGAGAGCUCCGAUCGCGGGUCGAUGUGCUGUACCAGGAGAACGACGUGCUGACGGCGCAGGCGCGGCUGUCGGCCGACGAGCUCGAGCGGCUGCGGCAGGAGCGCGCUGGCGGCGUCGAGGACCAGAUGCGCCUCGUCGGUGAGGUGGGCGAGCUGAGGGCGCACGUGGCGGCGGUCGAGGCGGCGGCGGCUCGCGCGGCCGCCUCUCGCGACGCGGCGCGCGAGGAGCUGCAGCGGUGCGGCGCGGAGCUGCUCGAGGCGCAGGAGCACACGCAGACCGCCUUGGCCAUCGCCGAGCGGCACGCCAACGAGCGCGACGACGCGCUGCGCACGGCGGCCGAGCUGCGCGCGGCUCUGGAGCGAGUCCGCGGCAAGGAAGAGGCGGAGCGUCGGGCGCUGGCCGCCAGGGCAGAGACGGCAGAGGCCGCCGCCGCCGCCCAGCAGCAGGCGGCGCGCGCACUCAAGCUCGAGAUGUCUGCGGCGAAGGAGCGGGAGCAGGCGGCGCUGCAUGCGCUGCACGACUCGCGCGCCGACGCAGCCGCUGGCGGCAAUGCGAUCCGCUCGCUCGAGGCGCGGGCGCUGCACGCCGAGGGACGGGAGGCGCGGGCGCUGCACGCCGAGGGACAGGCGGCCAGCGCGGCGGCGGCGCUCUCCAAGUGCGAGAGCGAGCUGGCGGCGGCGCAGGGCGGGCGCGAGGCGCUCGAGGCGCGAGCGGCGCGUGCGGAGGCAAGGGCGGAGACGCUGCAGGAGGCGGGUGCGCGCAGCGCCUCGCUGCGCGAUGAGCUGGAGAGUGCCGAGCUGCGGUGCGCCGAGCUGCAGCAGCGGCUCGAGCGCCGCUUCGGAGGGAAGUACAUGCGGUCGCUGCAGGGCGGCGCCGGCGGGGCGAGCGACGGGGCUGCCCAUGGCGUGGAGAGGGAGGCGGCCUCCUCCUCUCUCUGA